Molecule: messenger RNA, 807 nt
Organism: Aegilops tauschii subsp. strangulata
Lineage: Eukaryota; Viridiplantae; Streptophyta; Magnoliopsida; Poales; Poaceae
Source: RefSeq, a predicted model, not a curated record
AUGAGCUCCCUCGUGCCCAACGCCGCGCUGGCAACCCCCUUUGACCGCCUCGCUACCCUUCCUCGUCGCCCGGUCAUGCAGCUCGUCACGCCCCUCUUCCUCCUUCCUCGGCCGAGCGCUGCCACCACCUCGCCGCGGCCAUGGCCAACGGCCUUCCCGAGCUGUGUCGUGCUGCCCUACGGCUUCCUCGACGUCGUCCACAACCUCCACGUGCCCGAGACCGACCGGAGCGGCCCAAGUCAACAACAUCGACCGGUUCCCCGUCACGGCCACCGGAGCUCCUACACGUUGAUCCCCGCGAUUCCGAACUCCUCGCAUCACCUCGAGCACGACAACACCCUCGAUUUGUCCCGUUGUCGUCCACCGUGCACCUCGUCGCGCCCCGUGCCGCUACCCCGUCCGCCGGCCUCUUCUUCCCUGCUCGCCGCUCCCCUGCUGCUUAGCGCCUGCGCCCGCCGGAGUUGCCCUCCCGCGUGCGCGCCCUCCUCCCCAGCGCCCGCGCACGUUGCUUGGGGCCGCGCCCCGCCUUUGUCCCCGUGUCGCCACCGCAACGCCCUGCCUCCCACCUCGGCUCCGCCGCGCCAGGCCGCGCCGGCGCUGCCCUUGCUUGCUGCCUGCAGCUACUGCUACCCCGCGGCCGCGCGCCAUCGUCGUCCCGUCGCCCUCUCCCCCGACCGUGCCGCGCCGGCGCCCCUCCACUGGCCUGGUUGCCUCGCUCGCUGCCCUGGUUGCCUCGCCCGCAGCUGGGCGCUCGUGAACCCACCCCGUUGGCCCUGGGUCACAGACAACCGGGGCCCACGUCCCUAA